AUGGUGUAAUAUUACAUGCUGCCACCAAACAUGUCAACUAGAAAGGGUGAUAACAAAAAGAAAGCGCAGAAAUAUCAAAAUGUAACAACAUUUAAAAAUAAUCUUCAUGAUACUAGUAAGACAACGAAGGCAAUCAAUAAUCUGGUAGUCCAAGGUGUUUGUGAGAGAUGUCGAGAUAUUAUUGAAUGGAAGAAAAAGUACAAGAAAUAUAAGCCAUUGACAGCACCUAGAAAAUGUGUGAAGUGUGGACAAAAGACAGUAAAACAUGCGUACCAUACAAUAUGUAUGAAAUGUGCUGUUGAACAUGGUGUGUGUGAAAAGUGUGGUUCUAAGGGAGAGGAAAUUGAAAGAUCAAAAGGGACUGAUGCAGAACAAGCAGCAAAGGAAAGUCAAAUGCAAUCCGAGAUAAAGCAUUUGACUGAAAGACAAAGAAGAACUUUUUUUCGUGCAUUAGAAAGAGGCAAUUUGACAGAAGAGGAUCUGGAUACCGAUGGUGAAAGCAAUGAACAGGAUGAAGACACAGUUUCUACUGAAGAAACCUCAAUAACCUAGGAAACAAGUGCUCAGAUAAUAGUCAUUAAGUGAGGUAAAAACAUAAGGGCAAUUAGCUCCUUUGAUGAUGGAUAAAUUAUACCCAGCUAUAAAAAGAGCUGGAAAAAGAAUAAGGAAUGGGGGAAUGACAAGGAAAACAAUAUUACAAGAUUAGCAUACAAGCUGCUGUUUUUGAGGAAACUUAGGUUAAAUAGUUCAGGUUACAGAAAUGGAAAAUGUUCACCACUCAAAAAGACCAUCUUUCCUGGUAUUGUAAAGAGGGAUGAAUUUGGGAGGAAAUUACAUACAUUUUUGUGUUCUUUAUUACCCUGAAAGGAUACAAAUUUCAUCCCAAGCUAAGUCAUCAAUCAUUAAAAGAACACAUGUCAUCCGGUGUUAGUAAUUUAUAACAGCAUGACAAAGCAUUUCCGCUUUCGAAACUGGCGGUCUAACCG
Messenger RNA from Dendronephthya gigantea, 986 nucleotides. RefSeq lists its product as uncharacterized. The record is from RefSeq and is a predicted model, not a curated record. NCBI's taxonomy places the organism in Eukaryota, Metazoa, Cnidaria, Anthozoa, Malacalcyonacea, Nephtheidae. The transcript has 4 exons. Bases 16 to 552 code for a protein of 178 amino acids.